This is a messenger RNA of Dictyostelium purpureum, 1764 nucleotides long. RefSeq lists its product as uncharacterized. The record is from RefSeq and is a predicted model, not a curated record. Gene Ontology annotation, cellular component: cytosol. The transcript is spliced from 3 exons. NCBI's taxonomy places the organism in Eukaryota, Evosea, Eumycetozoa, Dictyosteliales, Dictyosteliaceae. Bases 1 to 1764 code for a protein of 587 amino acids.
AUGAUAAAUCAAAUUACAGAAUUAUUAAAUCUUUCAAAAGAUUUUCAAAUAAGAAAAGAUGUUUCAAAGUUUAAAGAAUUUUUAAAUCAACUCAUGGGCUUUAUAAUAACCAAUAAUAAUAUUAAAAAUGAAAAACUAUAUAAAUUUAAUCUAUUAUCAAUUCGUUUCUUAAGAAAUUUAUGUGCAAAUGUUAAUGAAAAUCAAGAUAUAAUUGUAUCGAAUGAUUUAUUUAUAAACUAUUUACUUCAAGAACUAAUUGAAAAUUCCAACACAACAUUAGAUAAUGAAAUUGAAAACAAUAGAAAGAAGAAUAUAUUGGUAGCAUUACAACAGUUAUUAAUCAAUAGUAUUGUGCAAAAUGAAAACACUCAAACUUUAUUAUGGGACCAUUAUAAAUUAUUUCCAAAUAAAUUAUUCUUAUUAAUUAAUAAUAAUAGAAAUGACUGCUUUAAAAUUUUACCAACCAAUUUAAUGUUAAUAUAUAAUUUAAUAUUAAAUAGCAAAGAAAGAAUGAAAGAAAUAUCAAGAAGUGAAUCAGAAAAUAAUAAUAAUAAUAAUAAUAAUAUCGAAUUUAUAAAAAGCAUUUUAGAUUUAAUUAAAGAUGAAGAUAAUAGUAAUGAUGAAGAAUAUGAGGAUACUUUAUUCCAUUGGAUUCAUUUAAUAUUUAAAUUAUUAUUUAAAAAUCAGCAAUUUAUAGAAAUAUAUAAACUAUUAUCAACUGCCGAGGAAAUAAUAGAAGUUGUUCCAAACACAGAUUAUGAUAAUCUUCCAACAAGUGGUAAAACAACAUCAACUGCAUCAAUUAACGACAUUGAUGAAUCGAUACCUAAAACCAAAACAAAGAAAUACUAUAAAGAUGGCAAAACUAAUAGAUAUCAAAUUAAACUAUUAAAUCUAUUAGACUCAACCAUUAAUGAUAACGAACAAAAGAAUGUCAAAGAGUAUAUUGAAAACAACUCAAUCAUCGAUAUCAAAACCUGCUUUUACAUGUUGGAUGAAUUAUCAAUACUUUACAAUAUGGACUUUAGCCGUAAAGACCUAUCAGGCGAAACCCAAAAGACAACCACUGCACUUAACCAAUUCGAUUUCGAUGCAGUUUUUUUCUUUAUUAAAAUAUUUGCAAACAUUACAACCUACUCUGAUGAAAUGGUACAUUUACAACUAACCAAAUACAAAACCAACGAUAAAAACUCUGCCACCCAAGAGGUAGAUUCAAUGUCAAGAGUACUAAGCGAAACCAAUCAACAUGACAAUGCAAUCGACCCAAGCUCUACAGAUAAAUAUGAUUUAAAUACACUUUUAAGAAAAAAAGGUUUAGUUGGUAUUUGUAUAGGUUCAUUACACGGCAAUUAUGACGGAAGUAACACUGCACCACCAAGCGAAACAGACCAAGACAACACCAAUAUUAAAACUAAAGGUUUUAAUCAAUCCUGUGAAUCUGAAGAUAAAGGUUUUAAAAAAGAAAUUAUUCGUAUUUUAGGUAAUUUAGCUCACAAGAAUUUUAAUAACCAAAAUGAAAUUCGUGAAUUGGGUGGAAUAGAAUUAAUUUUAAAUCAUUGUCGUUUUGAUAUUAAAAAUCCAUACAUCAAAGAGUGGUCUGUAUUUGCAAUUAGAAAUUUAUGCGAAGAAAAUCAAGAAAAUCAAAAUGUUAUUAAUAAUCUAAAGAUGGAAGGUAUUGCAAAUCAAAAGGAACUUAAUGAUCUAGGAAUUGAAGUAGGCGUUGAAAAUGGCGCUGUUAAAUUUAAAAAUGCCCCAAAAAAAUAA